Molecule: messenger RNA, 843 nt
Organism: Budorcas taxicolor (takin)
Lineage: Eukaryota; Metazoa; Chordata; Mammalia; Artiodactyla; Bovidae
Gene: HAVCR2
Product: hepatitis A virus cellular receptor 2
Exons: 7
Coding region: 1-843 (280 amino acids)
Source: RefSeq, a predicted model, not a curated record
AUGUUUUCACAUCUUUUUUUUGACUGUGUCCUGCUCAUGCUGCUACUGCUUACAAGUUCUUUGAAAGGGGCAUAUGUGUCUCAGGUGGGUCAGAAUGCUGAUCUGCCCUGCACCUACUCUCCAGCUACCACUGAGAAUCUCGUGCCUGUGUGCUGGGGCAAGGGACCCUGCCCUGUGUUUGAAUGUUACGGAUUGGUGCUCAGGACUGAUGGAAGGAACGUGACCUAUCAGACAUCCAGCAGAUACCUACUAAAGAGGGAUUUGCACAAAGGUGAUGUGACCUUAACCAUAAAGAAUGUGACUUUAGCUGACAGUGGUACCUAUUGCUGCCGGAUCCAAUUCCCAGGUCUAAUGAAUGAUCAAAAAUCAAACCUGGAGUUGAUCAUCAAACCGGCCAAGGUCACCCCAGCUUGGACUCCAUGGAGGGACAUCACUACAGCCUUUCCAAAGAUGCUCACCACAAAGGGACCUGUCUCAGAGACACAGACACUGGAGGCCCUCCAUGAUAAAAAUCAGACAGGAAUAUCCACACUGGCUACUGAGUUACAAGACAUGGGUGCCACCACCAGAACAGGCCUCUACAUAGGAGCAGGAGUCUCUGCUGGGCUGGCUCUGAUUCUUAUCUCCGGUGGUUUAAUUCUCAAAUGGUAUUCUGAUAGGAAAGAGAAGAUAAAAAAUUCAAGCCUCAUCACUUUGGCCAACCUUUCUCCUUCAGGGUUGGCAAAUACAGCAGCAGAGGGGAUGCACCCAGAGGAAAACAUCUAUAUCAUUGAGGAAAACGUAUAUGAAGUGGAGGAUCCCUACGAGUAUUACUGCUCCGUCAACGGUGGGCAGCAAUCCUAA